CCGAAUCUCUGAUUGAGAUUUAUUCCCAACUUGGGGGAAAGUCUCGAUGUAAGGGAUACCGACUUUAGCUGGUAGCACUGGAAUUUAUUUAUCUUGUUUGAGACAAUGUUGAAGCGUCGAACAAAGAAGAAAACCUCUGAAACUGAAACUUUGAUUUCUAGUAAAUGGAGGGUGAAGAAGGAAUGAAGAAAAUUUUAGUGACCGGUGCUUCCGGUUACCUUGGCGGAAAGCUCUGUCACGCUCUCCACCGUCAAGGUUACUCCGUUAAGGUCCUCGUCAGACGCACCAGCGAUCUUUCCGCACUUCCUCCUACUUCCGAAAUCGUCUACGGCGACAUCACUGACUUUUCCUCACUUCUCUCCGCCUUGCCUGACUGCUCCGUCGUCUUCCACCUCGCCGCUGUUGUCGAGCAGUGGCUUCCCGAUCCAUCUAAAUUCACCUCCGUCAACGUUGAAGGUUUGAAGAAUAUGUUGAAGGCACUGAAGCAAACAAACACGGUGGAGAAACUCAUUUAUACGUCGUCGUUUUUCGCUCUCGGACCAACUGACGGAGCUGUUGCUGAUGAGAAUCAAGUUCAUCAUGAGAAAUUUUUCUGCACAGAAUAUGAGAAAUCAAAGGUUACCACCGAUAAACUUGCACUUCAAGCUGCCUCCGAGGGUGUGCCGAUCACGAUUCUUUAUCCUGGGGUUAUUUAUGGACCUGGCAAAGUCACUGCAGGAAACACCAUUGCAAAUAUGCUGGUAGAACGUUUUAAUGGUCGAUUACCUGGUUACGUUGGCAAUGGAAAGGAUAAAUUUUCGUUCAGUCAUGUUGAUGAUGUGGUAGAGGGGCACAUUGCAGCUAUGAAAAAGGGGAAAAUUGGGGAGAGGUAUCUAUUGACAGGUGAAAAUGCAUCGUUCAAUCAAGUUUUUGAUUUGGCUGCUGUGAUCACUAGUACUAGAAAACCAAUGUUUAAUAUCCCUAUGUGGGUGAUUGAAGCAUAUGGGUGGUUCUCAGUGUUGCUCUCUCGAAUCACUGGAAAGUUACCUAUCAUCAGUCCACCGGUGCCAUGCCCAAUGCUCGUGAUCGGGUGCUGAAGCUAGCGAAUCAGGUCGGCGCUCCUGACCGGGUGCCCAAGAAGAAGAAGAAAACUGCGGCCCGUGUCUCGGAGACUGCUGGCGAUGCCGGGGUCGGUCCCUCGCAGGCGGCGAGCGUGAUUCCUUCCUCUCCUCCUCGGUCUAACCCGAUCAACAUUCCUGAUAGCAGUCCGUCGCCAGCGGCUUCUCCCCUCCAUAAACGGAAGCGUCCGGCUGGGGCCCUUACCAGGUCGUCUCCAGGAAGUCCGAACGGACCGGGGAGCUAUCUCCUACCUCCCUGCUAUGUGGAACGGUCGUUCUUCAAGGCCGAGGAGUCGAUUGUUGUGCCCGCGCCUGAGGCCAAGGCUAUUCUGGACCAGGAUGCUGCUGCUCGGAGAAAAGAUCUGGCCAGGGAUAUUGCUGCUGUCAUCCGGGUGAUGGAGACGGCCAUGGUUUUGACCGACACUUCGGUCUCCACUGCCUCGCUGGAGGGUGCCCUUUUGCAGGUCCGGGCGGAGAAGGAAAAAUUAUCUAAAGAUCUGUCGGACUACAAAGAAGAGCAUCAGCUGCAGGAAGGGCUGAGCCGGAAGCUGGAGGAGGUGGAGAAGGAGAGGGAUCAGUUGAAGGCUGCGACGGCGAGCUUGGAAGAGCAGGUGGCCGACCAUCAGAAGCUGACCGAGGACAACGCUGGCCUACGGGCUCAGGUUGCGUCUCUCGAGGGAAAGGUCCGUCCUCUGGCAGAUGAGACCGAGGAGGAACGCGCCCUUGGUUCGCGCGGUGAGUUGCUAGGGCAUAUUCGGACUCUCAACCAAGAUCUCGUGGCCUGCUUCAAAGAGGGUUUCGACAAUGCUGUCGAGCAGCUCGGGCUUCUGAACCCUGAGUUGGUGACAGCAGGGUCGGCCUAUAACUACUGCGUCCGGGAUGGUGAGAUCGUCUGCCCGUUUGAAGUGGAGGAGGAGCUGGGGGGAGAAGAAGAAGAAGAGGAUGAAGAGGUGCUCCGAGCGGAGUCUUAGUUUAUCUGUUUUUCUUUGAUUCUAGUUAUCAUGGCCUGCGUGCCUUAUGUAUUUUGGCCUUCGGGCGUUGUAAUAUGGCCUUCGGGCGUACUUGGCUUCGGCCACUCUUAUCGUUUUUAAUGUAUGAAUAUUUUCGUUAUCA
Messenger RNA from Lathyrus oleraceus (garden pea), 2210 nucleotides. RefSeq lists its product as uncharacterized. Lineage: Eukaryota; Viridiplantae; Streptophyta; Magnoliopsida; Fabales; Fabaceae. Bases 165 to 1076 code for a protein of 303 amino acids. The transcript has 5 exons. Gene Ontology annotation, molecular function: aldehyde dehydrogenase (NAD+) activity. Gene Ontology annotation, cellular component: cytoplasm. The record is from RefSeq and is a predicted model, not a curated record.